Messenger RNA from Ruditapes philippinarum (Manila clam), 3093 nucleotides. RefSeq lists its product as uncharacterized. NCBI's taxonomy places the organism in Eukaryota, Metazoa, Mollusca, Bivalvia, Venerida, Veneridae. The record is from RefSeq and is a predicted model, not a curated record. The transcript has 6 exons. Bases 513 to 2954 code for a protein of 813 amino acids.
AUAUAGUUUACAUAUGUGUAAUAUUUCAGUCAUAACGAUAAUUGCAAUAAUAAUGGGCCGUUAUUUCCUGCUGAUCCGUUGUUUUCAAGAGUUUGGAACGCUAUUUCCAUUGGUAUAAUAAUAAUGCUUAACUGCUUUGCGCUCGAGCAAUAUCAAAUCAAUAUAGAAUUAUAGCCCAAGCCUAUCUAAUUAUUCACAACGUUUCGAAAUGGAAUUUACAGUAAAGAUACUGCAUCUAAUAAAAUUAUUAUGUUCGGAGCUGUAGCCAUAGCAACGAGCGCGAAAUCCAAUUUAAUCACCAGUACAUCUGUGUUAUUUAGUUUAGAAGAAAUAACUAGGACCUAACAAAGAGAGUUUUUUUUCUGAUGGGGCAAUAAUAAUUUCAACGGGACAUUUAGAAGAAAAAACACCAAGCACGACAAUAAAGUAAAAUAGUUCGGUAAAAGUGGUUGUUUCGAUCAUCUGCAAGAAGGACCUGUGCUACAAAACUUUGAUGACAUGUACAUAUUGAAAUGAUGGAUUCGGAUGAGAAUACCCGGAUGAUGAUCCAGCUUGCGUCAAUGAUGAUGCAAAAUCAGAAUGCAAUGAAGGAAGUACAGACUCAACUUGAAACGGCGGUGCCAAAAGAAACUUCCGCUGAACAAAAUAGUUCGCAGAAGAAAAAACAAGCACCGAGUCCUAGUGCGAUCCAGGUUGGUUCAAACCCUGCUACAUUUGGAAUGGAUCCGAAAUUGAUGGCCGAGUUUGCAAGGCAGAUAGUUAUGAAUGCUAACAAUUUGUCCGGUCAAGAAACGGUACAGAAACGCAGUCAGACGGAGAAACCAGCGACAAUUGCGCAAAUUAUACAGUCACAACAAAAAGGACAAUCCACUACAGCGCAAAAUUCAAGUGAAGGUAAAAUAUUUGUAUACAAUCAACUGCCUGAAGCGACUAUUCCUCAAGCCAAUGGUGAUAUCAAGCCAGAUUUGAACAUGCUAGCUGCCGCAGCGGUCGCAAAUGGUAACUUUCAGUUGUCUGCACCAAUACGUCAUACCAAUUCCAUUGGACCAAUCAGAAACAAAUAUGGCAGAAUACUGAGACCAGGCAUUGAUAAUUUUGGCCGUUUUGAAGCUGUUGCCAACCCGGGACUCAUCAUGCAUGCAAUGGAACUACUGAGACAAAAAGAUAAGAAGAAACGCGGACCAAAAGAAAAGGAGACGUUCUCAGUAUUUAUGUAUUGUCUACCUGAUAAGAACUCCAAACUUCCGAAGUUUUCCUCACUUGACCCAAUUGAAAGGGCGCUAGUAGAUCAACACCAACUAGAAGGAUAUGGUUAUCCUUCACAAGAUUAUAUCAACGGUAUACCGAGGAAAACCCAGCUCUGUCUAUCAUUUGACGAGAAGAAAUUCAUUGGUUACAUGGUGGCCCUAUAUCCCAAACUGGAAGGUCGAUUAUACGAUAUGUACCGUAUUGACAAAACACGCAGGCUGAUCCGAGUAGAGGCCAACUCACCUCGUCAACUUAAAGACAUGAAAUACCAAGGAAGCCUUAUUGUUAUACCAUAUGACUCGCAAGAAGACCGACCUUCUGCAGUUAUUCACAGAAACUUUGAUGAUGUAUACAAUAAUAACACUGCUCCGUCGCUAGGCAACCCAUUAACUCUUCUACAGAAUUUCAACAUCCCAUUGACAAGUCUACCUGAACUGUUACCCGAGGUUGAUAAGAAACAAAUAUCCGACACAAAGAGAGAAUUACCUGUGUUUCCACGGCAGCCAGGGUCGGUGCUGAUAGACACAAAUGGGAAGGAAAGUGUCAACGGAAGUUGCUCUCCUAAAGAAGAAAUGGAUACAAAUGAUGAAAGAACAGACAGUUAUUUUGAUGGUAUAAAGAUACUCCAAAUGGCACGAGACAUUAAACGUUGUCUGAAAGAGACCAAACAUUUGCACAUCAGGCCGGAAUCUCUACUCAUAGAUCUACUUAAUGCAUACAGAGAAGAUUCUGCUUUAGAGAAACACAAGAUUUCUAUUUGUUUCCAACUUCACGCCUCGCAAGAGAACGGAUGUAUGCAACCAGACGACCAAGUAAACCCCAGUACAUUAUUUGCCAUGUUCUGGGAAGAAGCGUUCCGAAUCCACUUUACAGGGACACAUCAUCUGGUUCCUUUGUUAGACCCAUCUUCAUCUAACGAUUUCUUCCAAGUAUGCGGAAGGAUACUUGUACAUGGUUUGGUACUUGGGAACUAUUUUCCAGUUAGAUUUUCUCCUGCUUGCCUUGCUGCUCUCGUUACUGAGUCAUGUUCUGAUCAACUGUCUCUAACUUCCUUUUACCAGGUGAUGUCAGAUUCGGAGAAGGAUGUCUUAGAGACAGCAAUUGUAGAACUUAAAUCAGGCGCAGAACAUUACUCUGCGAAAAUUGAAAGAUGUGUAAAAGUGGUUUUAGGAAGUUAUGGAUGCAAGAACAUUCCAGAUUCAUUUGAACUAGACGCUGCCAUGAUCAGUAUUGCCAAGACGUUCCUGCUUUAUCAACCGCAUUGGUCUCUUUGCCAGUUACGAGUCGGUAUGUCUGCAGCGGGAUUUGAACUUGCAGAAAUCAGCGAGAGUGAUAUUAUCCAGCUUUAUCAACAACUUACACCUUCCGUGCCAACAAUCUUACAGCGAGUCUCAUAUCACUCGGAAGAACCAAACAGUAAGAGUGAAGAGAAAGUGAAAGUAUUAUUUGAACAGUAUUUACAUAAAAUAUCCCGGAACAAACUGCGGAAAUUUCUCCAGCAAUGGUCAGGCUUCGACUGCACAUGUGUUCCAAAGCUGACGGUAAAACUUACAAGUGAUGAAUCCGUCUCGGUAUUUUCACCAAGAGAUCACACUGUUCACUUGCCACAAGCAUGUACCUCCAUACAAGAAUUGUCUCAGGUUUUUGAAGAACAUAUUACUGCCAUUGAUUCAGAGAGUAAAAGUACCUGGGAAUAUACAUUGUGACACAACUAAUGUAGGAAACAACUGCCUACAGGAUCAAAAAUAUUGACUUGCCUAAUGUCUUAUCCAGUACUAUUCCAGGGAGUUUUAAAUAUGCUGUUUUUAGUGACUUAUGUACUAGAACAUGUAUAUAUAUAUAUAU